Molecule: messenger RNA, 1862 nt
Organism: Eruca vesicaria subsp. sativa (arugula)
Lineage: Eukaryota; Viridiplantae; Streptophyta; Magnoliopsida; Brassicales; Brassicaceae
Source: the annotation of a GenBank genome assembly
GAUGUGAGAAGGAACAAUCUGUUCAUUCAUCCACAGAAAAAUUUAGACAACCCCUAAUUUGACCGAUUUGGUUAUUCUUCCUACAGCUAUUGUGUCUUGUCCCCAAGAAUCAGAUUGGCUAGGGUUUCGUCCCCUGUUCCAAAUCAAAAAUCCUCAAUUCUAGCCAAUUUCUUCCGUUUGGUGGCUUUGUAAUCGUUCUUUGUUUUUGCAGUGAUGAUUCGGUGAGAUAUUAUGAUCUUCUCAAUCUCUGCUUCUCACCGGUUCCUACAUCAUCCUUAGAAGAAAAAAAGAAUGUUACCUGUCAAAGAAGGGCUUCAAAAACAGGUCAAGAUUCUUAUCGGAUUAGGGUUUGGAGGUUACAGGGGUUUCCACUCUAGAUUCGCUAGCCCUAACGGGUUUCUCGAGCCCGCGAGCUCUGAUUUGGUUUUCAUCAACGAAAGGAGGAACCUUUCUGUCCUCGGUGCUCUGUCUCGAACAUUCUCUGUUCCUUCUGUAUCCGGUCCGGCGUUUCACGUCUGUGGGUAUCAUUUGCUUUCGGAGACGACGACAAGUGUGACAGGUGAAUCAAUGGCGAGUCUUGGUUGUUCAAAGUCUUUGUUUUUAGAUCGUUGUGUUGAUCCUCUGUUUUCGUCUAAGCGUUACGCUGGUGGUGGGAGAAUCAGUAUGAGAAUCAAAGGAAAAGAUAAUAAUAUUAAUAACUCUACGGUUUACGGGUAUUUUGCUUAUCGUGCUGCUAAGAAAUGGAUUGCUUUUAAUCCGAAAACCGGAGGGUUAGGGUUUAGAGGUUUGCAUAGCUCACUGUUAAACCGCUUUUCAGCUGGGAAUGCUCCUAAUGUCUCGUUUGAUAACUCUCUUACUGAGGAAAAGGUUAGUUCGGAUUUUGGACCGGAUAAGCUUUGUGUUAAGCCGUUGAAACUCGUCUCGGGGUCUUGCUACCUACCGCAUCCUGAUAAGGAGGAGACAGGAGGGGAAGAUGCUCAUUUUAUCUGUGCAGAGGAGCAAGCUUUAGGUGUUGCAGAUGGUGUUGGAGGUUGGGCGGAGCUUGGUAUCGAUGCAGGUUACUACUCUCGUGAGCUUAUGUCUAACUCCGUAAGCGCGAUCCACGACGAGCCUAAAGGAUCUAUUGAUCCUGCGAGAGUGUUGGAGAAGGCUCAUACUAGUACAAAGUCACAAGGGUCUUCAACGGCUUGCAUCAUAGCUUUGACGGACCAGGGACUUCACGCGAUCAACCUAGGGGAUAGUGGUUUCAUGGUGGUCCGUGAAGGGCAUACUGUUUUCCGUUCUCCUGUUCAGCAGCAUGACUUCAACUUCACGUAUCAGCUGGAGAGUGGGAGUAACGGCGAUUUACCGAGUUCCGGUCAGGUGUUCACGGUUGCUGUAGCUCCUGGUGACGUGAUAGUAGCUGGAACAGACGGAUUGUUUGAUAAUCUUUACAACAACGAGAUCACAGCGAUAGUGGUUCAAGCGGUGAGAGCGGGGACGGAUCCUCAGGUGACGGCACAGAAGAUUGCAGCUUUGGCGAGGCAGAGAGCGCAGGACAAGAACAGACAAACUCCAUUCUCUACAGCAGCGCAGGAUGCUGGAUUCAGAUACUAUGGAGGUAAGCUUGAUGAUAUUACAGUUGUUGUCUCUUAUGUGGCGGCUUCGAAAAAGGAAAAUAUUUGAAAUGAAGAUACGAAUACAGAUGUGUUGUGAUGUGUUGAGUUUAUUAAGGUUUGUGUUUUGCAGAGAACUCUCUUGUUGUUUUGUUGUUUGGUGGCUUGUGAGCAAGUCGGAUCAACUGAUUAUAUUUGAUUUUUUGAUGUGUAUAUGUAAUAAAAAGAAAGAGAAUGUGGACUUGAAUGAGAUUAAAGAGUAGCUCG